Ctenopharyngodon idella (grass carp) is the source of this 4998-nucleotide messenger RNA. RefSeq names its product natural killer cell receptor 2B4-like. The coding region runs from base 4018 to 4959 and encodes 313 amino acids. The record is from RefSeq and is a predicted model, not a curated record. The transcript has 5 exons. NCBI's taxonomy places the organism in Eukaryota, Metazoa, Chordata, Actinopteri, Cypriniformes, Xenocyprididae.
AUCUUAAUAAGCAUAAUCAUUGAAGGAAAGAGAAACAACAAGAAGAGAAAAAAAAGAGAGACAACAACUAUAUCUGACUUCCAGCCAUUAAACAUUAUUAAACUUAUUAUUAACUAGUUUGAUUUUAUUUCUGUCAUACAUCAACAAAAGUUCUUACUGAGAAUUAACAGAUGUUUAGAUGUUAAUGUAUUAAUGAAAGAUUUGGUUCAAGUCACCAUGAUGGUGAUCAGUGUUUUCUUUAGUUGGGCUCUUGACCCUUUACUUUUUAAUAUUAACUUUCCUCUGGCUGCUUCAACUUUGUGUUUGCAGAGCACAUUUGUUAUGGCCAGAGAACCUAUGAUCAUCUUAGGAAACACAGGCCUGGUCACAAUGGUUGUGUUUUGAUGAUGACAUUAUCAUAGAGUAAUGGCCUGAUUCACUGGUCAUACAGAUGUUUUACUAAUUUUUCAUUGCAUUAAAUCUCUGAUGUUUCAGCUUAAGAUCCAUCAACACUUUUAUAAUCUUAACUUUAAAAGGAAACAAAACAAAAAACAAACAAACAAAAAAAAACACAGGCAUCAAGAAUCAGCAUAUGAGCCUCAUCAAUGGUGACAAUCAAACAAAGUGCUUCAUGUUGCAGUGCAUGAUGGGAGCCACCAAUCAAAACUCAUCCAUGGCUCCCAUCAUGCAUUGCAACAUGAAUAAAUUAUGCAGCUGAAUUGUCCUGUAAUUUUCAUUGAUUGUUCAUGUUUGCUUUUAUUUUGCUGUUGUUUUGUUGUGACAGUAGCUUGUUUUGUGAUGUUCAGAGUUGAUCUGUUUGUCAGUAUUUUGUAUUUAUUUAUUGUCACCGUUCUUGAGAAUCAUAUGCUGAUUCUUGAUGUCUGUGUGUCUAAACACAGAAGCUUCUGUGCAUAAUUUAUUUUUCUUGUAAAAAACAAAAUUGUUCAUACUGUUGUUGGAUCUCAAGCUGUAAAAUCACAGGACUGCAAUCAUUAACACUGAAGCUACACAUCAAGCAUCUGGUGAAUGUGGCGAGUGAUGACAGUGGAGACUGGUGCGUGGCUGAGAGUUGACUCCCUGACAGCUAGAGUUUAGCUCCAGCCCUAAUUGAACACACCUGAAUCAGCUAAUCAAACUCUCCAGGAUUACUAAAAAACUUCCAGGCAGGUGUUUUGGAGCUGAUUUGAGCUACAGUCUGCAGGACACCAGCUACUAAACUAACCAAUGUGAAGUCUUAAUUUUCUAAUAAAUUCAUAAACUAUAUUCUUAUUGCUCUGUAUAGCCAGAAUAUGCUUUUUUCCACUUUCCAAUAUGAUCACUAUUACAAUAUCAGGAGCAAUAAUCAACAAUAAUGAUUUUGUGAAGAUAUUGCAGCUUCACUCUCUAAUGAGUUGUUUUUUAUUCACAUUAUUCAUUUUUUGUGUAAAUACAUGUACAUGAACAGCUUUAUAAUCUGUGUAAAUGAGCAUAAAUGCCAUGUCAGAUACAACUUCUGUUCAUCUUUGCAGUGUAAAGAUGUCUUUUGUUGAUGUUGAAAGAAACUGGAUUUGUAACAGUCUAUAGUAUUGCAAUUUAUCUUUUUUUUUUCUCUUCUUUUUUAAAUCAGUGCAAAGAAAUGCAAGUACUGCCAGACUUUGAUGGAGACAUAAGCUGCAUUUCUAAUGUCGUGCCAAAGGUGAGAGUGCUAGUGUGUGCCAGGGCCAAUAGCGUUUCCACUGUCACUUCCGGGGCUUGAUCAGGCCUCAUUGGGGUUUCCUCAGGGCCAACGGCCAUGGUUUUUUGGCCCGACGAGUACCUACUUUUAAACAAUUUUCAGUUAAAAGCUCACUUUCAGACACCAGUGAGUGUUUGAAAUAACUUCCUUGUGAGCCGAUGGGGAUUCUGAUCACUGUAUGAAGCAGAAAUAUACUUAUAUGUGAUGCUAAAGUAUACUUAUGCUAAUCAUUGUGAUAAUAAAUACACACGUUUAUGGAAAAUACCAGAAACUGCUUGAGGAACAUAGACUCAUAUAUGACUCAUAUAUGAUUAUAAUCAUAACUCAUAUAUGAUUAUAAUCAUGUAUUUAUUUGGUUUAAUGUUUUAUUAGUCUCUUCCCUGUGCCUUUGUUGAUACUGGACUAAUGCAUCCGUAUAUCUGUCACACUCAGACACUUAUAUAACUCGUAUAACUCAUAACUCCUGUUUUCUUCUCAUGAGCUCCCUCUGUUGCUCUGGCUGAAAGGAUAACAGUAUAGAGAGAUCGCUCAAACCUCCUCGGAUUGCAAUCAUUGCAUAAUUUCGAGGAAAAUGAACAGAAAUGCUCAGAAAUGUGACGUAAAUGUUAUUUUAUGAAUAUUUUUCUAAAUGUGUAAGCCUUUGGAUUUAAAAGCCUUACUGGAGUUAUUUUGAAACUGAAGCAGGUGCAACUGAACAGGUAAGUGUUCUCUUUUUAUGUGAAAUGGUAAAAACCAGUUUGAUUCAGCACGAUUGAUGUGCAGUCCUGACACAAAUUAAUAAAUUACUGCUACUGUAAUGUUUUUAUUGUAAAACAUUGGUCAAAUAUUGAUAUUGGAAUCUUAAAUCUUUAAGUAAAGACCAAACGUUCACUUCUGUCAUGCUCAUUUUGCGAUCUAGCUAGUUUUCAGUCAGCUUGUGAAAUGGUCAGGUUGUGUGACGUUGUUCUGUGGAGGUGUGUUAAGGGUGUUUUAGGGAAGUGCUGUGGGGUUACUGGCCCGACAGUGGAAAUGCAACUUGAUUUUGGCCUCGGUGCUUGUGGUCCGAGUCUAUUAGCCCAGCAUGGCAUGUUGUUAGCCCUGGCUCGUACUGGCCCGACAUUGGAAAAGUGGCUAUUGAAGAAUAUUUAAAUUUCUGUUCUAGCCAAGUCAGAAGUGUGACAAAUGAAAACAUUUGUUAAAAUGAUGACAAGCUAGAAUAUAAAAUAAGCUAACUGGCUGGUUUUAAGUUAGUCAAAAAAAAAAAAAAGUUAUUAUUAUUAGCGUUAUUCAGCAUGAAGAUUUACCAAUUGUCACAGUCUCCGUCUGUCCUGGACUCCAUUUCCCAUCAUCUUCCCUGGCCCUCACCUGCACUCACUCCACCAUCAGCUAAUCACACACACCUGUUCCCUGUCAGCACCUCAUCACACAGGACUAUUUAAGCACACCACUCACCUCCUUUAGUUGUCUGAUCUCAUUUAUAUGAAGGAUGCUUCAUGUUUAUCUCCAAGACACUUAGCUGUUCUACUCCAGCGUGUUUGCCCAGUCUCUGUGCUUUGUCGUCUGUGUGUGAGUCUACCCACCUUCAAUGUGUGUUCAUCCUGUCAACUGAUAUCCAUCCAUCCAUGAUCUGCAAACCUGUAAGACUAAGGACUGUAUCUGUGUUCAGUUACCACUUUGCAAGGACUCCAUCUUCUAUCCACUCACCUGCAUCACUGUGUCACCCUGCUGUUUGUUAAAUUAACAUCCCUCUGUGUUCACCUCUGUGUCUCCGUCCCUCCUGUCCAUAACACCAAUAUUUCAAAUUAAAAAAACAAAACAAAAACUCCACAGCAUAAUCUAUUCAUGCUGCACUGAAUGCUGGGUACCAUACAUAUGCACUGUAUAAAUACAGUAUGAUAUUGUAGAUUUUACUUGAAAUUUCCAAGAGUGCAGUUAGAUACAAGGGAACCCCUACUGUGGAAUUACUGUGAAAGUAAUGCAAUUAUUAACCUGGAAUAUACUGUAAUUUCACACUAAAAAAUUGUAGAUUAAAAAGUUCAAAGUUGUUCAUAGUAGCAGGACAGGAAGAAACUCUUCACCUACAAACUAACAUAAACACACAUUCACUGUAUAAAAAAAAAAAACAACCCUGCUGCAGGUUUCAGUUUGUCUCAGAGGAUGAACUUCUGUAAAACUUGUACUGUGAGAUCAGACAUGGUUUUAACUUUAACUUAAUUUUAAUUUUCUAUUUUCCCCAUACAUGAAUUGAAUAAAUAUAAAGCACUAGAGUUACUCUCUGUUUUAUGUUACAUUUCUAUUUUAUCAUGAAAUGUAGUUUUUAUUUUAUAUAAAUAACGUGCAUAUACAUGUGUGCGUGUGCAUCAGGAGGGUCAGACUCUGUCGGGGGAGGAUUCACAUUACUUCUGUUGUGUUUCUUUAGAUCAGUUGUGCUUUCAUUCAUUGUCUUAUUAGAUCAGAAAAUGUUUAGUGUGUUUGUUUUGUUUUGUUUGUGCUGCUGGCAUGUGAUUGGUGAGCUUGAUGCUGAAACAACUGAAAUACAAUCAGUGUCAGUGAUGGAGGGAGAUUCUGUCACUUUACACACCAGUGUUACUAAAAUACGUGAAGACGACGACAUACUGUGGAAAUUUGGAGCUGAAAACUCUCUUAUAGCUAAAAUCAGCAUUGAGAACCAAAUCUUCUCCAAAUAUAAUGGUACUGAUGGGAAAUUCAGAGACAGACUGAAGCUGGAUGAUCAAACUGGAUCUCUGACCAUCACAAACAUCACAACUGAACAUGCUGGAGUUUAUCAACUAGAGUUAAAUGGAGCAAAACUGUCAACAAAAACAUUCAAUGUUUCUGUCUAUACUCGUCUGCCUGUUCCUGUCAUCAGCAGUAACUCUUCACAAUGUUCUUCAUCAUCAUCAUCAAAUUGUUCGUUGGUGUGUUCAGCUGUGAAUGUGGGUCAUGUGACUCUCUCCUGGUACAAAGGAAACAGUUUAUUGUCCAGCAUCAGUGUGUCUGAUCUCAGCAUCAGUCUCUCUCUACCUCUGGAGGUGGAAUAUCAGGAUAACAACACCUACAGCUGUGUGCUGAACAAUCCCAUCAGCCACCAGACUCAACAUCUGGACAUCACUCAACUCUGUCACACAUGUGCAGACUCUGUCCGCUCUUGUGGUUCUACUGAAGCUGUGAUCCGAUUGGUCCUCUCUGCACUGGUGGGUGUGGCUACUGUCAUUCUUCUGGUUUAUGAUAUUAGAUCCAGAAGAGAUGAACAAAAUCAAGUACAUAUUCACACAUUGGGACAGUAAAUGAUGUCAUUUCUCAUUCUCAACUAUUUCAAUGAUUUA